Molecule: messenger RNA, 1527 nt
Organism: Alligator mississippiensis (American alligator)
Lineage: Eukaryota; Metazoa; Chordata; Crocodylia; Alligatoridae
Gene: ITM2B
Product: integral membrane protein 2B
Exons: 6
Coding region: 116-901 (261 amino acids)
Biological process (GO): negative regulation of amyloid precursor protein biosynthetic process
Cellular component (GO): Golgi apparatus; extracellular exosome; plasma membrane
Molecular function (GO): amyloid-beta binding
Source: RefSeq, a predicted model, not a curated record
CCCGCCCCGGCCGCAACUCCGCAGCACUAGCAGCCACCGCGGCCCGUGGUCCGUGGUCUCGCAGCCCCUGUAACAGCCGCGCCGGGCGAGGGCGCGGGCGGGCGCCGCCGCCGCCAUGGUGAAGGUGUCGUUCAGCUCCGCCUUGGCGCAGAAGGAGGCGGCCAAGAAGGAGGAGGAGAACAGCCAGGUGCUCAUCCUGCCCACCGCCGCCAAGGACCCUGAUGAUGUGGUACCUGUUGGACAGAGGAGAGCUUGGUGUUGGUGUAUGUGCUUUGGAUUGGCUUUUAUGCUUGCUGGUGUUAUACUCGGUGGAGCCUAUCUGUACAAAUAUUUUGCAUUCCAGCAAGGUGGCGUGUACUUCUGCGGAUUACAGUAUAUUGAAGAUGGGUUAACUUUAACCGAGCCUGAUCCAGAAGCUCCUGCUGCUCGCUACCAUACCAUUGAGGAAAACAUUCAGAUCCUUGAGGAAGAGGAUGUUGAAUUCAUCAGCGUGCCUGUUCCAGAAUUUGCUGAUAGCGACCCUGCUGAUAUUGUUCAUGAUUUCCACCGGAGACUCACAGCCUACCUUGACCUCAGCCUGGAUAAGUGCUAUGUGAUUCCUCUGAACACUUCAGUCGUUAUGCCACCCAAAAAUUUCUUGGAACUGCUGAUCAACAUCAAGGCUGGAACAUACCUACCACAGUCGUACCUGAUUCACGAACAGAUGAUUGUUACUGAUCGCAUUGAGAAUGUGGAUCAGCUGGGAUUCUUUAUCUAUCGUCUGUGCCGUGGCAAGGAAACCUAUAAAUUGCAGCGCAAAGAAAUCAUGAAAGGAAUUCAGAAGCGUGAAGCCAGCAAUUGCCGAAAAAUUCGACACUUUGAGAACAGAUUUGCUAUGGAAACGCUCAUCUGUGAACAGUAAUGAAGAAUAUUACUACUACCGAAGACUUAAGCCAACAGUAUGACCCCACCCUUUGUAUUGUGUGCAGUGAUUAUUUUUAAAAAUCUUCUUUUAUGUAAGUAGUGGACAGGGCUUUAUUGUUGAACACCUUCAACACUCUUCAUCUCAUGAUACAUUUUAAAAUCAAUAUGUUUUAGGUUUUUUCUUAUUUUCAAGUGUGGUGUCUUUCUUAUAUUUGAAUAGUGAUUGUAUAAAGUCUUAGUUACUAGUGCAUUUCACGUGAUGAAUCUCGAAUACUAGGAGGAUAAAGUAUUUGAAUUAUUCACCAGUUUUUAAGUAAAAUUGAAAAGAAUUAUUAAUAUACAAACGGACUGCAAGAGCUACUUCUAACUGUAAUAUUCCCUGCUAUAUAGUUUGUUAUAGCAUAUAAACAUAUCUCUAAACUUUCCUAACUAAAAAGUGCAAUUUUGGUUUUGUUUUUUUAAAUAUUGUCACAUUUACCUUUUUUAGAUUGAUUUCUGAUUUGAUGUUUUAAUAUGGCAAGUGUUUGCAGUAACAAUCUUUUAGAAAAUUAAGCAGUAACUUAUGUUACUAACUUGUAUAUAAUCUAUGUAUGUGCAAUGGAAAAUAAAUCUUAUAAACCCGUU